GGGAACUCUCUGGCUGCCACUUUGUGGAGUUUAGCCCAGCUCCCUGUUUUCAUUAGCGCUUCAUUUCAUCUCCUCCUCUCCCCCCCAGCCCCACCUCCUCGAUCGGCAUUUCUGCAUCCUUUGUGUGCAUCCACAGCAGCAGGUGAAAGUCGGGCUGGCACCUGCACACACCCACUCCCACACCUCCCUGUGGGCUGGACGCUCCUCCGCCGCGGGAGAGAUCCCUUCCACCCUGCGGAUCUUCCUCCUCCCGGGCGGGCUUGGCUGCGAGCAUCCCGGUCCUCGCUUGAGGCUGCUGUGCCGCUCCUGACGGCUCCGGCUGCAGCAGCUGCAGCAGCGGAGGAGCUCUGGGACCCCGGGGACAGAGCUCUGCAGGGAGCCCAGCUCAGCUGGGGGACGACAGCUGAGCCUCGGGGGACCGGAGCAUCCCCAGCAUUUGGAGCAUCCUGGAGUCCAGAGCAUCCCCAGCGUCCAGGGUAUCCUGGGUACAGAGCAGCCCUGGCAUCUGGAAUAUCCUGGGAUGCAGAGCAUCCCCAGCAUCUGAAGUGCAGAGCAUCCAGAGCAUCUCGGCGUUGUAUUAUCCUUUGGUCCAGUGCAUCCAGAGCAUCAGGGUAUCCAGAGCAUCCUGCCAUCCCUGGCAUCUUGGGAACCCUGCCUUCCAGCUCAUCCCCAGCAUCCAGAAGCAGCAUCCAGAGGCAUCCCAGAGCAGGGGGAUUUACAGGAACUGCUGUGAGUAAUGGGGAGGGAACCUUGGUCCUGCUGAUCGGCUCCUGGGAAUGUCACCCUGCCCUGAGUGCCAGUGAAGAGAGACAGUGGGGAAAGAGAGGGAGAGGAGCAGGAGAGGAGAAGGGAGGACAGACACAGAGUGCAGAGAGAUGAUCUUCCUUCCCCUGCCCCGGUGAUGAUCACAUAGCACAGGCCACGCUGGAGAAGGUCUCCAGCCCAGGGCCAGCCCGCCCCCGGCUCCUCAUGGAGGGGGACCUGGGGGACCCCAAUGCCAGCGUGCUGGGGGAGCACUCCCUGCUCAUGGGCAGCAGCUGGGUGGCCGCCUUCCUCUGCUUCAUCAUCCUGCUGACCACAGCAGGAAACUUCCUCCUCAUCCUGCUCAUCGUCACGCAGCGCUCCCUCCGCAACACCUCCAACUACUUCCUGGUGUCCCUCUUCAUGUCGGACCUGAUGGUGGGGCUGGUGGUGAUGCCCCCAGCCAUGCUCAACCAGCUCUACGGCCGCUGGGUGCUGCGGGGGGACUUCUGCUCCCUCUGGGCCUCCUUCGACGUCAUGUGCUGCAGCGCCUCCAUCCUCAACCUGUGCGUCAUCAGCCUGGACCGGUACCUGCUCAUCACGUCCCCGCUCCGCUACAAGCUGCGCAUGACGUCCUGCAGGGCGCUGGCGCUCAUCCUGGCCACCUGGAGCUUGGCCGCGCUGGCCUCCUUCCUGCCCAUCAAGAUGGGGUGGCACGAGCUGGAGUUCCAGGUGCGGCCCCUGAACGUCACCGGCCGCGGGGACGAGGACCAGUGCCGGCUGCUUGUCAGUCUGCCCUACGCCCUGGUGGCCUCCUGCCUCACCUUCUUCCUGCCGUCCGCCGCCAUCUCCUUCACCUACUGCCGCAUCCUGCUGGCGGCGCGCAAGCAGGCCGUGCAGGUGGCCUCCCUGGCCUCCAACGUGGCCACCACCGACGAGGCCACGCCACAGGUCCCACGCACCCCGAGCCAGCCCCUGGCCGGCAGCGAGAGCAGGAGGUUCACCAACAAGCACAGCAAGAAGGCUCUGAAGGCCAGCCUGACCCUGGGCAUCCUCCUGGGCAUGUUCUUUGUGGCCUGGCUGCCCUUCUUCAUCACCAAUGUAGCUCAGGCAGUUUGUGACUGUGUCCCGGCCGGAUUCUUCGAUGUGCUCACUUGGCUGGGCUACUGCAACAGCACCAUGAACCCCAUCAUCUACCCGCUCUUCAUGAGGGACUUCAAGAGGGCCAUGGGCAAAUUCCUGCCCUGCUGCCGGCGCUCGGCGGAGCCCCGGCCCAGCGCCAUCUCCCUGUCCAUGAGGAAUUCCAACAGCGGGCCCCGCGCUGCCACCUCCCUCAAGAACGUCCUGACCCUGCAGGCUGAGACCGACUCCAUCGACUCCGGGGCACCGGGCAGUGAGCCCAGGCUGCUCCCGGCGCCGCGGGGCCCCGGCGCCCGCUCCGUCAGCCUUUGGGACGCCGAGCCCCCGGACACGGAGCUGCAGCUCGGCACGCCCGUGGCCUGAGCGGGCGCGCAUAGCUCGGUGUGACAGAAGGAUCCCCUCACACACCCUCUGGGAGCUGAUUUGCCACAAGCCAUCUCCCCGGCUCCCUGUUCCAGCACACAGUGCAGCUCAUGGAAGGGAUGGUGGCCCCGGGCGCUACCACAAGGAGGAUCAAACCGUGCAGAGCCAGGUGUUGCUGCUGAAUUAACCAGCUUUGUCUCUCUUUCAUCCCUCCUGUGCUCACCACCACCACCGUCCCCUAACCCUUCCUGCGGCCUUCCCAUCUCUGAUGAGUCUGAACCUCAGAUUCCAGACUCUGUGUCUCACUAACCUCAAGCCAAGCUUGGCUUUGCACACACAGAGCUCAGCAGAUCUUCUCCAAGUGCACUGAGGGGAGUGGUGGAAAAACAUCCUGUGGCUCAUGGGCAAGAGGUUUAGAGCUGCUUCAGCAGGAACACUGAGGUUUGGGGCUGUUUCAGCCCACGGAACAUCACAUCUUCCUGGAGCUGGAGCUGGAUCUCCUCCCUGGAGUCGUGUCUGUCUCAGGUUCCUGUCACAGUGCACUCCAGCUCAGUGGCACCACCGUGCCUUGUCACGCAGAGCUGCACUGCGGGGGCUGAAUUUGGUGCAGAGUGUCCAACACUGAUUUUUGGAUGUUCAGUGCGGGUGUGGGGUGCGACUCACGGUGGCUCCACGCGUGUCUCGCAGUAGUAAUGGGAUCAGCUCCUCCCACAGGCUCCAUCCCACAGCUUCCCACUCCUGCACAUCCCAUCUCGCUUCCCUCCGACAAUUCAUCAUGUCCUCGAUGAUGCAGUUAGAAAAUACACUUCAGCUAAGAAUCUAAAGGAAAAUUGUAUUUUAAAUGACAAUGCCAGCCCCCUUCCCAGAGCCAUAAGCAGAGGAACACUGAGUAAAUGUGACAAGUGGGCACUUCAAAAAAUCAAUAAAAUAAAUUAUUUUAGUAAAGUCUUUCUCAAGUGCCUUUGGGCUGGCAGUUGGCUGCUGUGCCCUCCCUGGAUCCUUCACUCCAAGCCUUCUGCCUAAUUCCAAGACUGUUUUCCUGGAACUCCCUGAUACCCAAAUGGACACAGAGCAUCCCCUGGAUACAGGAUGCUGCCAGAAGCAGCCACACACCAGGCCACUUUCAGUUUUCUUUCCACGUUGCCCACGGCUCUUCCAGAACUGAACAGGAGUUUGUAUGACCAAGCCAGCAUUUCUUUGCCACAAAUCCCUUGGGAGCCAGGGAUGGGUGACUGGGACACACUGAGGGCUGAGCACAGGCUCAAACCUCAAACUGUUCAGUGCAUUUUGCUGCAGAUGGAGCUUGGGGCUGGUGUUGAGCACCCAGAUCAAGAUGUGCAUCUUCCCCCAAUGGCUUUGUAUAAAUACAAGCUUGGACAACAACCCAGGUUAAAAAGGAGCAGAAAAAGAUACUGUGGAGUCUGGAAGUUUGUUAGGUACCAAAUCAGCCUCUGGAGAUGGACACAGAGAGAGGGAGAGUCACCUCUUCAAGCCAGAUGUUCAAAAGCAAUAAUUCCUUCCUGUCUCAUGCAGGCACUUCUGUGUAAGUAGGUGUUUGCUUGUGGACAAACCCUUGGAUGAGCAGAGGAAUCCCAUCCCAACCCUGCAGCCAAUGGCACCACCAGCAGCUGGCUGAACAGCCCCAUCCCUGUGGGAUCCCACAGUCAGUCCCUGUGGUCUCUGCAGUGAGGCACCCCUCGAGGUCAGAGCUGGGCAGCUCUGAGCCCCUGGGAUGCUGGAUUUAGGGAGAGCAAUUGCCAGGCACUGCAUCCAAACCACGGUGCUUUGCUGGGUCACAGCAUCACCCCCAAAGCCAGCUGUCUGACUCCAUGAGGAAUGAUCUGCAGGAGAAAGAUGUGCUGGCAACCCAACUUUGCUGGCUCUGCAAAGGAACAGUGAAUUUCCUCUGCUGGACUGUGUUUGAUGGAAAUACAGACCACCUGUGAGUCACUCAAACGUGGCAUUGGUUCCUUCAGCUCUUCUGAAGGAGAAGCUGCAGUGCCAGGAAUUCAGCCCUGCCCAGGGUAGCUGGGGGCUAUGAGCACUCUACACACCCCACAGAUAACGUGGGAAUCCCCUGUGGAAGGAUACACACGUGUUCCAGGCACCAUGGGGAAUGGGAAAAUCCCUCCUGUGGAUCUGCAGGAAAUUGUGGCUCUCUGCUUGUUCCAGUUGUGGGAAUUUGGGCACCAGCCUUAUGAAAUAUGAGUCCUAUAAAGUGGCUCUCUCUGCCUUUAGAAGCAGCUGAGCAUCCCCAGGCUCCCACAAAGCACAUCCAGCUCGAGCAGUGAGGAGGGACACUGGCCUUUGAGGUCUGUGAGCCACAAAGCAAAAACAAACUGCAAGUUAUUAAUGGCCUCCUUUGCACUCUUUUGGAAAAGCUUUUUCAGUUUCUUCCUCUGUUCUAACACAGUGACACUGCCAGAACCCUCUGCUUGUGUCCCAAGGGGAAAAACAUAUUGAAUAUGUAUUUAAUGUGGGAUUCUUGGAGCUCCCAAAUCAACAGCAACGAGGAGCACAGAAGAUGAAACCACUGAUGAUUCCAGGGGUGUGGAAGCCAUCCCUGUGACUUCACAGCCUAACAGACAGAUGGAAUUGUUUCCACAAGGCCCUGCAUGUGGCCCUGAGGGGAGAGGGGCUCUCCCAGCUCCUCCAGGCAGCUGCCUGAAGCUGAGCUCUGCUCCAAGCUCCUGUUCCUCUGAUCCUGCCCUUGGGGAGGUGGCACUGCUCACUGGGAAGAAGUGAAACAAAGGAGCAAUGAACACUGGCAACCUUUUAUUGCCUUUCCAACUCCCCAGGGUUUUUAAUUAAUCCACAUUUUGUAACCACAAUUAAUUCUUUGCUGCAAGUCUUGGGAAUACAGUGGGUAAAACCACAAUUUAAUGCGUUUGGAGAAAAAAAGCCUGACUCACAGAAGUGCCAAAUCAAUGGAUUUCACAAAGUUCAGACUUUCCAUCUGCUUAUGAUGUACCUGACUGCCUUGAAUCUGUCUUCCCUCAUAAUGGGAAUUUUGGUCCCUUUUCUGAGAGCUGACAGGAGGGUGGAUCCAGGUGGGGGGUUGGUCUCUUCUCCCAGGUGACAAGUGGAAACGGCCUCAGUCUGUGCCAGAGGACAUUUAGAUUGGAUAUUAGGGGAGAUUUCUCCAUGGAAAGGGCUGUUCAGCCCUGGCACAGGGCAAGGAUGGAACUCCCUUUCUCAGAGGGAUUUAAAAGCCAUGUGGAUGUAGCCCUUGGGGACAUGGGUUAGUGGUGGCCUUGGCAGUGCUGGGGGAACAACUGGCCUCAAUGGUCUCUUCAGAGCUUUCCCCACUCACAAUUUCCAUGAUUCUAAGAUCCAUCCCUGCUCUCCCCUGGACUCCCAGCCAUGCAUUCUCACUGCCUCUAAACCUGCAAGUUCAUCCCUAACUGCUGCUGCUGUGAAACUGUCCAUUCCUGACUUGUUGCUGACUCCUGAGCCUCCCUGAAGGUGCUCCUUGAGCAGUUCUGCAAUAUUCAAAUAUUAAUUCAGACUGCACUGAACAAACUCCCCUGGGAAUAAACAGCAAUCAGGAUAAUCCCCUGCAGCUCCACAGCUUCCUUGGUCUCUAACAGGUGCUGUCAAAUAAAUCCACAGAAUAAAUCAGUCCCUUUGUAACCAUGAGGAAGGAUUUUAUAACUGCAUUUGCUGAGUGGGAGGACAUUUUUCUCUCUGCUUUUUUACUGACAGUCAGAUAAAACCACACUAAUCAAAAGAGACAUGAGACAGAGGCCUUGGAGGUGAAUUGCUGUUUAUACUGAGGGCUCCUAAUCCUCCACUCUUUUGAGGAUUCUAGUGCUACCACAGCAAAAGAACCAAGCUGUUUGGAUACAGACCAGUUUUCAUUAUGGAUGGACCAGGAGAUGCCAAAAAUACUGAUGGUGCCUUCAUAAUAUUUUCAUGCUGAGCACCUUUGUAUCAGCUAUACUUUAUUCUUCUAUCACAGCUUUCCUUCUCCUGGCAGGACACCCACAGGGACCUCCAACAAGGGCAACUGCAGGGGUGGAGCUGGUCUCCAGAAAGAAAAUACCUGUAUCUCUAUUUAUCUCUAAAUAUUACUUUGUUUUUUGGGUUUUUUUUCUGUUAUGCUACUGCACUGUACUCACAGCAAAAUCCAUCUUUGCUUUCCUGCCACUUUAAAAAAUAUUGCUCCCGGAUAUUUCCUUCCCCAUUCUUGCUCCUUUUAUUUCUAAAAUGUUCACCAGAAUGCACUGUAUUCCUUCCCAUGGUCUGGAAAAUGGAUCAAGGCAAUGACACCUACUUAACAAACAUUUUUCCUCCCCAAAGCUUUGCAGUGAGAUGAAGGAAGUGUCAAUUCCUUCUGAAGGAGAGCAGCACUGGGACUGACUGCUGGCAGCAGGCAGCCAGGAUGCAGACACACAGCCCUGGGAGAUGAGCAGAGAGCAGCUCUGCAAACCUUAUUCAUUCAGCUGAAAUGUAAAUCCUGCUCCUCUGAGGGGAGUGGAGGAGCUGCUGUGAUCCAGGCAGGAUAAAGUGUGCAGGGCUCCAGGGGGUUUCAUGCUUCAGGAGGCAGAGGGUCAGGAGAAGGAGGGUCUCUGAAGAGAACUCAAAAAGAGAGGGGUGACAUGGACUGACUGACAGGAAACGUCACCCCCGUGCCACCACUUGGCAUCUUGGGCCAUUUUCAUGCCAGCAAUGAAUGUCAGAGAGCAAAUGAGUACUGGCAGCUCUGGGACAGUGAGAAAAUGGGUGUGGGAGUGUGGAAGUGCUGACAACCCAGAGAGAUGCAAAGAUGCAUGGGCCAUGUUUAAAAGCCUCCACUAAACCCCUUCCCCCUGGGAAGCCCUGUUUUGUUCCUCCAAGUGUCUGUUCCCUGUGCUCAGCACCAAGCCCUGCAUGUGCUGCCAAGGGCUGUGCACAGCUCAGUUAUCAUGAAUGAAAUAAGUUGAGAACAGUUGGGUAUUUAUAGGCUCAGCAAGCUGGUGCUCCAAAAAAUCUAAAAGCUCUUCAAAGUGCCUUUAGCUCCAGAGCAACACUGACAGUCCCUGCCAGCUUGUGGGAACACUUGGGAAGAAGAGCCAACCAUGGAAGCAUCCUGAGCUUUGUGCUGGGCAUCUUCCAGUUUGCAGAGAGUAAACAAUAAAUUAAAACAUUAAGAUACGGAAAAAACACAAUGGCACAUCCAAGAUUUCUGUGAACAUGGAUACACAAGAUAAGCUCUGCCUAGUUUUCUGUGGAAGAGCUCACUUCUUCUGUGAGAGACAACAACGUGGUGAUGAAUUUAAGUUAAUUGAGUUGAAUAUUGCUUAGAUAUAUUGCCAGAUGUUCUAACAGUGGCUUAUCACUAAUGACACCAGACAGCUUUGAGGAAGCUAAAUGUUUCCCAGAUAUACCAGUGAAUCUCUCCCUGUUUCCUGGAGACAAACACUCCAAAAAGGCAGCAGGACCUGGCAAACCAAUCAUUGCUAUCACAGAGCUUCUGUAAUUCCAAACCAGUUCCGGCUGCUGCAGCCCUGGGGACCAAGGUACAAGGGCCAGGAGCCUGUCCCUGGCUGAACCUGAGCAGUGUGGAAGGCUCCACCAAGAUAAGAUAGUGGGCUGCACCUGCCGUGCGGGCGCGUGUUUGGGAUCCACGUUUCCCAGCUGCUGAUCCCACCUCCCUGGGAUCCACACUCACAGAGCUUGGGACUCAGCUCUUUCCAACCCAAACCAUUCCAUGAUUCUCUGACAGCAAGGCCCUACGUGAGGAGUGACAGCAUUUUCUAUCUCCACUAUGAGAUAUGUCAGAACCAAAAAACCCCAAACAUAUCCAACGGGAGAGAUAGAUUCUCAUUGUUUUGCUCAGUGUUGAGUGCUAGCCAGGCCAACAAAAUCCAGAGGGAAGUGUGGAUAAGAGUUCUCUCAAAGACAGGAAAGAGGGACAAUGUACCUAGAGGGGCUCUCUUCAGUCCCCAGCUCCCCCAGAACAGUCAGUGUGGCAUUAGAGUGCUGUAGACAAAGCAUGAUGGAGAAAAAAUGAGAAUAAGAGAACUUACCACAGAGGAAAGGUCCAUGUUCACCAUCCUCCUGUCAUCCAGGUCGACUGGCUGGAGGCCUGCGACGUUGAGCUGGACAGAGGAGGUUCUGUAAACAAAGCUCAGCAGCCAGUCCCCCCUGGAAGCAGAAAAGAAUGGGAAUAAUCUUGUUGCCCACGCCAUGUGGAAUCAAAGAAUUCCAGAAGAAGUUUGAGCUGGAAGGGACCUUAAAGCUUAUCCUGUUCCACCCCCUACCAUGGGCAGGGGCACCUUCCACUAGACCAGGUUGCUCCAAGCCCUGUCCAACCUGACCUGAAACACUCCCAAUGUGUUACUACUCAGACCACAAGGAGAGUGGAUGUGCUGGGAAGCACAGUGAUGUCUGGACCAAGACCGGCUGCAGGUCUGUGUGAUGAAGCAAUGACACCAGGAAUGCUUGCUGGAUUCAGAGAAGGUUCCUGGGACACAGGGGUGUUCUCCAGGCCAUAAAGCUGUAAAAGUGACGAGACCUACAACACUGAUGUUGUGACAUAAAUAUUGACUGGGAAGCUCCUGGGAGUGCUCCUGAUUUAUAGGUUCUCAAGCAGAGAUUCCUCCAGGACUUCCAGAUCUUCCAAGGGAAUUCUCAGCAGCCAGCUGACACGACAGAUCAACACCCUGGCUCGAGCAUCAUAGGAUCCUUAAAGAGAGAAAAGCCCAGGAAAUCAGUCUGAUCAGUCUGAUGACACAGUUCAGUUAAGGAGCAGAGUACUCAAGGAACGUGUCACAGAGCAGCUCCUUCCCCCAGGCCCUCUUUUUCUUCCAGGAACAUGAGAAUAGACUGAUAAAUGGAAAAUCCUUCUUCCCUGCAAACAGAGCCACCACACCAGCAGCACCUACUACUUCCUGAUGUUUGGCUUUUAUAAAGGGUUCUUGGUGCACUCCGGGAUGAAAAACACAAUUGUUUUUCUCAAGGUGGGUGAAGAUACCAGCAAGAUCCAAUUACAAAGAAUGUUUGUGAUACCCGCUGCACGUAGAUCAACUAUGGCAAUCUAUUAAGAUUAUUUAUUACCAUCAUUACCAAGAUACCAAGCUAAUUCCACAGCCUUAAAUGACACCCUUGAUCAGGCAACCAGAAGAAAAUAUUUUAGGCUGAGAUUUUCAUAACAGCUUUACUGCCUUCCUAAAGGAAGAGAUCACCUGAGUCCCUGGAAACAUUGGAGAAAAAUCACCUCACUCCACCACAUUUACAUCUGCUUGGAAAUGUGUGGUGUGUGAAGCCUUAUUCUGAAGUCAGUGUUUUGAAUCUCUAUGAAAACUCCAUGACAAGACAACCACCCAUAUGACUGAGAAGCCUUACAAAAGAAGGGAGUCUUUAUUCAGUCUUUGCCAGCUUUUUCUGAGUUGAUGCAAGUUCAAACCCAUUUCCUUAACAACAGAGAGCCCCAAAUCCACAUUACACUGAAUGUGGGUAGGAAACCACUGGAAAAUAGGCAUUCCAAGUAUGCUGAGAGAAAGAACAUAUUCAUAAUAAGAAUUUUCAACAUCUAAUCACCUAUCACAGCUUCUACAGCUCUUUCAUUACAUCGCCUUUCCAUACCACACCCAUAGCCUGCUAUGACUACUGUCUUUAAAGGAUUCAGUUACCACCAUCUGCCUCUGUGUUAGUCAUCUGCAAUGACACAAAAGACACAAAGAUAACAAUCCAUAAUCCUCAGAUGUUCACUGAAUCAAUGGUGAGCUCACAUCUAAUCUCCUGACUUCAUGGAUCAUCUCUUCAUCUCCUUUGACACAAAGGGCCUUCAAAAAUGCAGCAUUAGUGCCAGUAAGGCCCUGUCACUGAACACGCUGAGCAAUUAAGAAGAUAUUUAAUAAACAGUAAAUAUUGCAUCAGCAGCGGCUGAAUACAAAGGAGCACUAGAACCAUAAAGCAAAAGAUCAAUAAUUCAUAAAGCUUUGUCCCAUAGCUUGUUUAUUUCCAGGUAAGAAGGAAAAAGCUGAUCUCAGCUUAUCAUUGAUGUUUGCCACACACCAGGGUUUUUUCCAGACACACACGCCUCUGCUGCCUUGCUCUGCUGAAGUCUUGCAUUCUGCCUCUCUCCGACAAAAUCAAUCAUCUUGCCCACAUGCAGAUGACUGUGUAAGGGAUUGCUGCUGUGGCAUUAGACUGAUCGUUUUUCCUCAUCUUUGCUUUCAACUGAUCAAAGCUGUCUAUGUUUCUGUAUUCCACCAAAAUCCAGGGGAUAUCCUCAGUUUCCUGUCAGGGCAAAAUCCUGUAUGCUCCCACUGAUCCAGAGCCACUUUUCUACAAGCACAUGGAGUCCUCAUGCAGCAUAAGCUCGGAGCAAGCACAAGCUAAAUUGCAUCCUUAAUAAACUCAGCAGCAACGCAGGAAAACCUGCCUCAAUGCAGAGAAUCCAUCCUGAGGCAGAGAGAAUGAGGGAAACAAUGCAGGAAGCACAUCAAGGCCGAAAAAAUGAGUGUAGAUGUACUGAAUUUGAGGAAACAGCAUCCAAAGAACCACUUUUAUUUUAGAAGAUCUGCUCUAAAUUAUUAAGAUUAAGAUCUCUGUUGCUGUCCUUGUAUUAUUGUAGGACUUUCGGCACUGGAACAUUUGGACCAGGAGCAGAUCCUCUGAGGCAUUUUAUAGACUGACAGGAGAGAGAAAAGGUGGCUGAGGAAAUGGGAGCCGGUCAAGGUGACCAGAGAAGUUCACUGCUCUCUUAUCUCCCCUAACACAGCCAAGUUCUCACUCUCUAUCUGCUGCUCAGCCAGGCCAUUGCUCAAGGUGAGUGUGUGAUAACCCCUAAUCAGCCAAUAUCAGAGCACUGGGGUGUCUGGCACAGGGUGACAGUGCCCAUGGUCUGUGUGGCACCAGCAGCAGCCUAACACUCUCUUCACCCUGCAUGGCAUAACAUGAGGUUGGAUGAGGAGAGAUCUUCCCCAGCAAAAGCAAACACUGCCAAAACGCUUCACCUCUUUUAUCUUUCCAUCAGCUUUUACAGCAGAACAUUAUGGAGCAGUUUCACUUCCUCAGUGAAAGAAAAUAAAGUCACAAUAAUUUCCUUCUGGCCAAAAUGUACUCUGGGAAAAAGACUUUGGAAAUUGUGCUCCUUGGAGCAUGUGUGUGGAGGUGGUUUGUGAUGCAUAUAUAGUGAAGGGGCUUUCAAACAAGUGAGAAACAUGUCUACUGUGUUCAGGGUGUCACUAAAAUGUGUACAACACAUGUAUGAAUGGAGACCACUGCAGUAACACAAUCAAAGUAAAAACUUUGUCAGUUCUCUGUUCUGUAGAGUGAAACCAUCAAAGACACAACUCAGCAGACAGUGACCAUGUUUCACAUUCAUCAUUUCCAUGAGGUCUUUAUGGAUAGACUGCCAGUCCUCCCACAGCUACUUAUAAAUAAAUGCCUAUCAGAAAUAUUGAUUUUAUUUCCCUGACUGCACAAACAGCACUUCAGCUGCAAACAGACAGAUAUGACAAACCUCUUUUGCAAACAAACAAGGGCGAGGGGAGCACACAAACUUACCUGGGUAAUGAGAAGUGGAUUUUCUUUCAAGAUGGGAUCCUUCAGCAAAAUUUCAGCAAAAGUUUCUGUGCCCUCACCUCCUAAGCCAUCAGCAAAGGCUGUCAUGGCAGGUAAGACAGCAUCAGGCAGGUCCAGCCACUUCACAAAGCGCUUGAUGAAUUCUGUCCUGAAGGAGCUGUAAGGUAACAGAAGCAGUUAAGGCUUCACAAGUGGGUAUUUCAAGGCUCCACAACCGGGUAUUUUUGGAAGGUUUGAACAGUCCUUGGUUUCAAACAUCAGUUCACACAAAAAUCAAAGCAUCAGGAGUCAGAAGAAGGUGAAUUGCUAAACAAACUGGCUAAAUAAACAAGGAAACAAUCUAAGUGGGACUAGACCUUGCUUCAGAACAUGCUUUGAUGUCUGCAGUGUUAAGGGAUGUGUUUUCUGCUGAAUUGUAAAAGCCUUACAGGUGCAAGACAGAAAGGCUCUUCCACUCCCCCAACUUCAGAGGACCCUGCACAGAGUGUGAUACCAGCUCUGGCUGAGCCACCACCCAAACUCCACCAGGCCUAGCUCCACUUGUACCUUUGCUCGUUUUCAGGGAAGAGCCAGGCGAGGGAUAUCCCGCAAAGCGCCGCGUACGCGAACCUGCCGGCUUCAGGCAGCUGCCGGCCCAGGAGCGCGCCCGGCUCCCUCUCCCCGCCGUGCUCAGCCUCCUUGUGCUGUUUCGAAGCCCAGCCUUUCCACUUCUCUGCAGCCAUUUUCACCUGCAAGUUCAAGGAGGAAAAAGCAGCAGAAAAAAACCAGCAGCAAACAGUUGGAAACCAGGAAGUGAGGAGACAAAUUGCCUGUGUUUUUUACUGCCACACUUGCUGCUGGAAUUAAGUCAGGUCUGACCAGGUCCAGCCUGUCUGCUGUCCCCAACACACUGCUGUGACCGAAGAAGACACAGGAACAGGACACAGAUGAACAGCUCACCAAUUCUCAAACGUUUUGCACAAAAUUAGCUGACAAUAAAUAUUUCAACCCGAAAAAGGACAAGUUCCCUUUGGGAUGCAAAAGAAUCGGGUGCCGUUCAGGCCUAUCAGUCCCACAUUUACUGCAAAAAUAACAUGAAAAUAAAAGCUCUGCCCCUGGUGCAGGGACCAAUAGAGCUGCCUGGAAAAUAAUUUUCAUCUCCCAUCCUCAGCCCAAAUUGCUCCUGGUUUUUUUUUGCUGACAGCAUUAGGAAAGUUGAGUCCAGCUGCAGCCUCUGAGGACUUUGAUGUGUCCCACAGUCAUGGCUGUGCUUUGCUUGUAAUAUUUCUCCUCUGUAAAACCUACCACUGUCCCUAAAACACUGUUCCCUAAAAAUAAGAUCCCUGCACCACAUGGACCACAUCUAUUUUUUAGAAUGUAGAUGUGCACACUUCCAAGUGAUGGGCUUCCAGCUGCUCCCCUGAUGGUGCCAGCAGCAAACCGAGACCUCAGGCAGAGGGGACAACAGUUAGCUCAUUUCAAAUUCAGCCUGGGUAACAACCCGGUCCAGGGCUCACUUCCAUCACCUGGAAUUUCUACUAAUUACCUUAAGAUCCAAUCAGUUUCUAAGGGGCCAAAAUCACCCAUUUUAUUUUAUAGUUCAAAUUAAAGUGUUUCCUUUCUUCCACACCCUGGCUAAUUAGGAAUUAGGAGCCCAUGACACUACAAGUGACUCCCAGGGGAUGGAGACCAUUUAUGGAUCAUUUCAGAGCCCUAAAAGAAAAAACUUCAACUGGAGUUGCUCUUUUUCAAGAGAUUUGAUAUUUGCAUGCCAUCUGUCAUGGUCCUUUAGGAUAGGUGUCUGUCCUGCCUUCCCACUCAGAAACCCUAAACAUCCAAACUUCCAGACCAGUUUUCCCAGGAUUAAUCUAAUGCUAAAGUUUCAAUAAUUUUACAAUUAUUUGUCAUGUCUGCUUACCUCUGGAUAUAUUAUGGGAGACAGCACUGAAAAUAAAACUCCCUUCCCUGACAGAUUUAUUGAUUUCUUAACUUGGGCUCAUAUGAAAAAUGUAGCAGCUAAAAAAGAUCCAUGAGCAGUACAACUGUUUAACCCAAUUUCCUAAUAACAUAAAAUAUGGAGCAAUAAUGGAGCAACACCACAAUAGCUCCUGGCAUGCAACAAAUCAUUCAGAGUGCUGAGCAGCUAAAAUACCCAGAGAAAGUUUCUGAAAGGCUUUGCUCUGAAGAUGAUCAAUGUACUUCCCUCUACACAGGUAUCUUUUUCCUUAUAAACAUGUAGUAAAUAAUAGGCUUGGAAGUUUUAGACAUACAGCUUUAAAAAAGAGCAAUGUAUGAUUUACUAAAGAAAACUUGGGCCAAGAAGUUCUGCCACAAAUCCAAGAUGAGGGAAUUGAGAGUUAGAAACAUAUUCCAGAAGUUAUUUAUUCUAAAGGUCUCAUGGCACUGGAACUCCUAUCCCUACCUCGAACAAUGUAGUUCAGCAAUCAACACCAUUGCCAUAAUCUGAAAUGUCGCUUGAAAGAGAAUUUUUUAUCACUUCCAGCUCUCAUUUUUCAAACAAAGCCCUUUGUUUUCUUGAGAAAUUAUGUAUUUUAUACAGCAGAUAACACAAUAAUGUUUGGAAAGCAGAAAGAUAAUUCCUUUGGGCUCUAAAGCUGUAUGAUACACGAACUCCCUGCAGCUGAAAGAGGAAAUAAAGAUAGGCUGGCAUCGUGUUUGUACUAAACUGUGACAAAGGCAACCAAACCAUCAUCUCCACAACCUCCCAAAGUUAACGAGGCAUUUCAUUAACUUCAGAGGAGCGGAUGUAGGUAAUUAUUCAGACGGGGCUGGCCAAAGAGCUCCGUGUAAGGCACAGUGGGGAAAGCCCAGCCCAGCUGUGGUUACACAUCACACACAACACUGUGCCUGUGGAAACGUUUGGGCAAAAGAGAUUUUUUUGGGCACCUGCACAUGGCUCCAGAGGUGCUGGGAGCACCACAGCCUCUACUUUUAAUCUGUAGAUAAGAGGUAUAAACACGGAAUGCCACUAAUCCAGUUCUGUCUCAAUGGAAGAACACACAAAUAUGUUAAGGAUGGGCCACACGGAUCAGAGCCCGAGGGGACAGGGACACGGAGAAACCCAAAGCAUAAGUAGUUAGAAAAGUGAGCGUAUUUAAUUCAGUUAAGGUUUGCAUCCUAAGGUUUGCACAACAACGGCUGAGAAGCGUGUCCUCACAGUGAAGUGAGCAAAGCUGCGGAGAGGGAACAGCACAUCGAGAAGCGUGAAGGCAUCACCUCAGCCGGGGAAGCUGUGAGGGCGGACACCGCCACAGCUGCCCGUGUUCCCGUUUACCACAAGUCCUUCACGUCUGAAGUCUCCGCUGAUCCAACACAGCGCUUAUUUACGGAAAGCGGCGCUUCGGGCCACGCUGAGGGGAGGGAAGCAGCGGCCAGAGCAAGGGCAGCUGCCUGAGGGGACGGUCCCGCCCGCUCGCCCCUCAGCCGCAGCGCUGCUCCCGCCCAGCCCCUCUCCCCCAGCCCGGCCCGGCUCAGCCCCGACCUGCCGCCGACCCGGCCGAGUACCGAGCACCGGGAACCGAGCACCGACUACCGCCGCCAGCGCCCGCCCCUUCCUGCCCGGGCCGGGCUGGCCGCCGGCACUGCGCCAUCGGCGCAGCCGAGCGUGUGGGGAGGGCGGGAGCUGCGCUGGGCUGAGGGAUGGAGGGCACUGAGGGAUCACACAAUAUCCUGAACUGGAAGGGACCGCAGUGAUAAUAAAAUCCAGCUGCUGAAGUGAAUGGCCCAGAGAAGGGAUCAAACCCACGAUCUCGGUGUUGUCAGUACCAUGCUCCAACCAACCGAGCUGACCGCGGGAUCACCUGAGGGCAUGGUGAGGGAUGAGGUGAUGCUGCCUAGACACAUUUCUCAUUAUAAUUCCCUCUCUCAGGCCACAGUGUAUUACCCAGUCCCUGUAUGAAAUCAGGAGCUGGGCAGGUAAGGUAAGCAGGGCAUGGGACUUCAGAACUGAAACUUUCUUAACAAAAUGAAUUAAACUUGAGUACAAGCAAAUCCUUUACAUUUUGGAAUAAGAAUAUAAUCCCAUUAGCCUUUUCUCUAUAAACUUAAACUUAACUGCCGCUUCAGUCUUGCAUAGUUAUUGAGCCUAAUUCUCUUGUCAGAUGGGAAUCUGUUCAAAAGAUAACAGGUUCCAGAGCCUCAUGACUGCCACCAGCAUGGGGGAACUCUGAAUCACGGGGGUGUUAGUGGCUCUCAGGCUGAGAAACAUUUCAGUGCAACUGCUGAAGGAAAACUUGGAAGGUGCUGCUCUAUAUCUCUGUGGAUCCAUAAGGAUUCUUUCAGAGGGCCUGUCUUGCCCUGGAAAUAAACUUCUGUAUGCUGUC
Molecule: messenger RNA, 16082 nt
Organism: Passer domesticus (house sparrow)
Lineage: Eukaryota; Metazoa; Chordata; Aves; Passeriformes; Passeridae
Gene: HTR6
Product: 5-hydroxytryptamine receptor 6
Exons: 9
Coding region: 970-2244 (424 amino acids)
Biological process (GO): chemical synaptic transmission; G protein-coupled receptor signaling pathway, coupled to cyclic nucleotide second messenger
Cellular component (GO): plasma membrane; dendrite
Molecular function (GO): G protein-coupled serotonin receptor activity; neurotransmitter receptor activity
Source: RefSeq, a predicted model, not a curated record